Knipowitschia caucasica is the source of this 219-nucleotide messenger RNA. The record is from the annotation of a GenBank genome assembly. Lineage: Eukaryota; Metazoa; Chordata; Actinopteri; Gobiiformes; Gobiidae.
AUGUCGCCGCCGAACAGAGGUCCCCUUCUCUGUCCGAGCAGCGACAAGAGCCCCUCAGUGGGACAAGCGCAGCGGGACGAGCUGGAGGAGAAAGUGGAGGAGCGUUUGUUUGUGCGCAGGGCUCUGCUGGACGUCGGACUGGGCACUUGUCAUCUGGAGGGAGGCGGGCCGGGGUUAUCCUCAGAGACACAGAGAGGUGAAGUGGGUGACUGUGGCUGA